This is a messenger RNA of Drosophila grimshawi, 1847 nucleotides long. RefSeq lists its product as uncharacterized. The record is from RefSeq and is a predicted model, not a curated record. Bases 99 to 1808 code for a protein of 569 amino acids. Gene Ontology annotation, molecular function: inositol monophosphate 1-phosphatase activity. The transcript has 5 exons. Gene Ontology annotation, biological process: inositol metabolic process; phosphatidylinositol phosphate biosynthetic process; signal transduction. Lineage: Eukaryota; Metazoa; Arthropoda; Insecta; Diptera; Drosophilidae.
AGCCAAGACGUUAACAACGAACGUCAAAGUGACGGAUUCGCAAUUCGCAAUUUGCAUACAACAAGACGAAUAACAACAAGAACAGCACCAUCUACAAGAUGUUAACGGAAAUUGAAGAGUUAUACAAUUUCAUCCACCCGCUGGCAAUUAAAGCGGGCGAAAUUCUGCUCGACGGCUACGAGCGGGAGGAGAAGCAAGUGGAUAUCAAAGGUGCAUUCUAUGACGUGGUCACCGACUAUGACAAUAAAAUCGAGGAGUUCCUCAAAGGCAACAUCUUGGCCAAAUAUCCGCUGCAUAAAUUUAUUGGCGAGGAGGAAACGGCGAAGAAUCACAAUAUAACCAUGGAGCUAACAGAUGCUCCCACCUGGAUCAUAGAUCCCAUUGAUGGCACCUCAAAUUUCAUUAAACAAAUACCCCAUGUAUGCGUUUCCAUUGGACUCUCCAUUAAUAAGCAAAUUGUGCUGGGCGUAGUCAAUAAUCCUGCCCAGAAGAAACUCUACACGGCCAAGUUGGGACAAGGCGCCUUCUGCAAUGGCAAACCCAUUCAUGUGAGCAACUGUGAGCGUGUCCGGGAUGCCAAUGUGGCGUAUGAGGUGUCCCUACUCCAUGUGCACAAUAUGGCCAACAAGCACAUCAAACGCAUCUACCACGUGGGAUUGCAUGCCAGGCGCAUGUUGGCCUACUCCUGUGUGGUGGAUGAGCUUUGCAUGGUCGCCGCUGGCAAUCUGGAUGCCUUCUACAUUGAGGAAAUGUAUCCGUGGGAUUGUGCCGCCGGCUCUUUGCUGGUGCGUGAGGCUGGUGGAGUUGUUAAGAAUCCCUUUGGCGGACCAUUUGAUAUAAUGAAACCCGAUUUAAUUUGUGCCGGCACCGAGGAAUUGCGGCUAGAAAUUGAAAAUCUGCUGCGCAAGGCCGACAAGGAGCAGUCGGUGGGUGGCGGAGCUGUAGAUAUGGCGAGCAGCGUAAGCGAGUCAAAGCUCAAAGAGUAUUACGAUGUAGCUCUGGACUUGGUCAUCAAAUGUGGCGCCAUUUUUGAGGAGGGCUACAACAAGCCCAAAUUGGAGGUAAUGGUUAAAGAUGCCUUCUUCGACUUUGUCACCGUUUACGAUCGUCGCAUUGAGGAGACACUAAUAACCGGCCUUUCGAGCACCUUUCCCGAAUCCCAUUUCAUUGGCGAGGAGAGUUUGGCUGGCAGCAAACAGUUGCCCGAACUAACGGAUGCACCCACCUGGAUCAUUGAUCCCAUCGAUGGGACCACAAACUACAUACAUCGAUUGCCACAUUGUGGCAUCUCGCUUGCUCUGACCAUCAAUAAGCAGCUGAUGCUGGGCAUCAUCUACAAUCCAGCGGCAAAUGAAUUGUUUACGGCCAGGAAGGGUGAAGGCGCCUAUUUAAAUGGAAAACCAAUUCAAGCAUCCAAAGCAACUACGAUUGCCAGCGCUGUGGUGGGCAAUGAAGUAACGUUGAUGAAUGUGCCACGAUGGCGUGACGUGUGCCUCAAGCGUGCCUAUAAAUUGGGUUCCCACGCAGCUGGGACACGUUGCUUGGCUAGCGCCGCCAUGUCGUUGGCUUAUGUGGCCAAGGGUACACUGGACACCUAUCAUGUGGAUUAUCUAAAGCCCUGGGAUGUGGCUGCUGGUGUGCUGCUGGUGCGCGAAGCAGGCGGAGUUGUGCACAAUACAAAGGGCACUGAGCAUGAGUUCAAUGUGAUGAAACCCAAUUUGGUAGCCGCUGGCACAGAUCAGCUCGCCCAGGCCGUCAUCGAGCUGAUUAAGCAGGCGGAUCAGAUUAAAGACUACAUAUUCGCUUAGAUUAUAUUAAUGGAUUUGUUAUGCACUCACAUUGGGCGG